This is a messenger RNA of Helianthus annuus (common sunflower), 2344 nucleotides long. RefSeq lists its product as uncharacterized. Lineage: Eukaryota; Viridiplantae; Streptophyta; Magnoliopsida; Asterales; Asteraceae. Bases 73 to 2169 code for a protein of 698 amino acids. The transcript has 5 exons. The record is from RefSeq and is a predicted model, not a curated record. Gene Ontology annotation, molecular function: hydrolase activity.
ACCCAAUUGGUAGACACAACCGUCCUAAUAACCGUAUCAAAUUACAGCGAUGUUAUCUAUACAUACACUUGAAUGCAUAUAAAACACAUCCACCAGUUAACAACACAUACCCAUACUAUAGCAAUGGAUCAAAUUACACACAGAUUUGUGCAAGUGAAUGGGCUAAAGCUUCAUGUAGCUGAGAUCGGUUUGGAGUCAUCUCCAGUGGUGAUUUUCCUUCAUGGGUUCCCAGAGAUAUGGUACACUUGGCGCCACCAGAUGAUCGCGGUCGCAAAGGCUGGUUUUCGAGCUAUUGCACCCGAUUUUAGAGGAUACGGGCUGUCCGAAUCGCCUGCUGAACCCGAGAAGGCUACCUUUGCUGAUCUUAUUAAAGAUACUGCGUCUAUUCUUGAUUCUCUCAACAUUUCUAAGGUAUUUGUGAUUGGCAAAGACUUUGGAGCAAUUGUUACGUACCCAUUCGCUCUCCAACACCCAGAGAAAGUAGCUGGAAUUGUCACAAUUGGUUUGCCAUUUAUGCCUCCAGGUGCCUUCACGACUGAAUUUGUCCUCCCAGAGGGCUUCUACCCUCGAAGAUGGCAGGAACCCGGAAGAGCUGAAGCUGAUUUUGGUCGGUUUGAUGUUAAAACUGUGGUGAGAAACGUCUACAUUUUGUUUUCUCAAAGUGAACUGCAGAUAGCGAAUGAGAACCAAGAGAUCAUGGAUUUGGUUAAACCGUCAACUCCGUUACCCUCUUGGUUUAGUGAGGAGGAUCUUGAAGCGUAUGCGGCUUUGUAUGAGAAGUCCGGAUUUCGAACCGCACUCCAAGUUCCUUAUAGAGGUUUAGGUUUCGGUUCGUUACGGGAUGCAAACCUAUCUAUGCUAGCGAAAUGGUGGUGGAGAUUUACGACGGAAAAGGAUAAUUUAUGGAGAAGAGUCAUUUGGUCAAUUCAUCACAAUAAUAGGUCAUGGGCUCCUAUUCCGGCCAAGGUAUCGGUGGCUGGUCCAUGGAAACAAAUUGUCGGUAUUCGGGAUUGUCUAAGUCGGGUCGGGAUUAAUUUGUCGGAAUCGAUAUGGAGUAGGGUGGGCUGUGGAUCAAAAACAGCAUUCUGGCUCGAUUUCUGGAUUGGAGAUAGUCCUUUAUACAUUGGUUUUCCAUUAUUAUUUGCUCUCGAAUCUGACCGGUCCUGUCGUGUGUCCGACCGGGUCUCGUGGGGCAUUGAUGUGCUGAAUGUAUCAUGGGCAUGGAGCCGUUCCAUCUUGUCGGAUUCAGAACAGCAGGAAUUAUCCGAUCUUCUGCUGCUUCUGUGCGACUUUAAUGGAGGUGAGGGCCUGGACACUUGGGUGUGGAAGUAUGACAAUUCAGGAGUCUUCUCGGUAGCUAGCAUAAAAAUCACUGCCGCUACUGAGUCGAACCCGGUCCCGGGAUAUGGUUUUCAUUGGAAUAAGCUUGUUCCAAAGAAGGUGGGUAUCGUUUCUUGGCGUGCUUUAUCGGAACGGCUACCGACUCGUGUAGCUCUGGCAGCAAGGAACAUUCAAAUUGCGGACACCAGGUGCUUGUUAUGUGAGGAAUAUGAUGAAACUAGUGAUCAUCUUUUCGUGGCUUGUCAGUUCACCCAGUCAAUAUGGCUUAUCGUGGCUCAAUGGUGUAGAUCCCAACCUACUUUUGCAUUCAGCUUGAAGGACAUUUUGGAAGCCCAUAAUGCUGUGCAUGGUUCAAAAAAGAAGAAAUUGGUGCUCAAUGCUAUAGCCCAGGUAGUCAUUUGGUGUGUAUGGAGGAUGCGAAACGAAGUUCUUUUCGGCCAGGCAUCUCCGAGCGUUUCUAAGGUCGUUGAAGAAGUCAAAUCGAUGGCUUUUCUCUGGAUUAAGAAUCGUGCGGGAUCCUCUAAUUGGUCUUGGAAUGAUUGGCGAAGUUUUAGUUUAAAUAUAACGAUGGACAUGGUUGGGUCCGAGGUGCAGAAUCCAAAAGUCGAAGUUCCAACAACGAUGAUCAUGGGUGAGGCGGAUUAUGUGUUAAAGAUUCCUGGAAUGGGUGAAUACAUAAGGAGUGGAGAGGUGAAGAAGUAUGUGCCGAACCAAGAGACAAUAUAUGUCCCUCAUGGUUCUCAUUUUCUUCCGGAGCAAUUCCCUGAAAAGGUGAAUGAACUCGUGCUCGACUUUCUCAAUCGCCACAAGCAUCUUGUAGCAGUUUAGCUCGUUUCCUUGAGCGAAAAUAAGACAAAUGGAAUCGCACUUUUAGUUUACUGAUUAUGUUGUUGUGUUCCUGUUUGAUGUGUGUCAAGCUCGUUUCCAUGAGCGAAAAUGAGACAAAUGACUAGCACUUUUAGCUUAUUAAUAAAGAACUGUUUUCCAUGUGUUGAUGCAUGAA